GGCGACUCCUCACUUCCCUCCACCUCGAGCCAUCUCCCCGCGCUCCUUCAAUCAUAACAAGUCAUCAAAUGCUUCAACAUUUGCGCACUUUCCAUCCAAACCGUUGCGCUUAGCCUUCUAUUUAAAUAAACUAGACCCGCUACCAUGGGUGGAGACGUUCCCCGGCAAGCUCCCAGCGCCCUUCCCCAGACUCCCGCGGGCCCCGUCGGUCAACGCAUCAAGAACAUCUACACCGACCGGCUCAAGCAAUUCACCGCUACCGGUCAGUAUGAAGGCCAAAACCUCAUCUCCAAGCUGGCCGAGGCCGUCAACUCCGACGAACACCAUGUCAAAAUUUCAGUAUAUUCGGUUCCCGACCUCAAGCGUCCGACCUUCAAAGAGGCUACCGCCAAUGAGUUUACGCCUACCCAUAUCGGAGCCUCGUUUGGCCCCAGCUGGUCUACCCAUUGGUUCCGUAUCCGCCUGACGGUCCCCGAGGAUUUGCGUCAGAAAGAGCGCCUGGAGUUCCACUGGGAUGCAAACAAUGAAGGCUUGGUCUGGACGGAAGAUGGCCACCCCCUUCAAGGUCUCACUGGCGGCAACGAGCGCAUCGAAUGGAUCAUUCCCGAUGCCUGGCGGGAUGGAAAAGAGCAUACCUUCUACAUUGAGAUGGCCUGCAAUGGCAUGUUUGGAAAUGCCCCGGGCGGAGAUUCCAUCCAGCCACCUAACCCUAAUAAGUAUUACACAUUGAGCAAAGCGCAGAUCACUGCCGUCAAUCUGGAGGCACGGGCGUUGUUCUACGAUUUCUGGAUCAUUGGAGAUGCGGCCAGAGAGUUCCCUGGUGAUUCUUGGGAGUCUCAUGAAGCCAAUAUGGUAGGUAAUGCUAUCAUGGAUGCGUUCAUUGCCGGCAAUGGAAGCAACGAAUCCAUCAAGGAGGCACGCAAGAUCGCCAGGAAAUACCUAGGGGACAAGGUCGAUUCUUCUGAAGUGUACGAGACCGACACACAGCCCAUCGUCUACGCCGUCGGACAUUGCCAUAUCGACACUUGCUGGCUGUGGCCCUGGGCGGAAACCAAACGCAAGGUUGCCCGAUCAUGGUCGAACCAAUGUGAUCUGAUGGAGCGAUACCCGGAGCACCGUUUUGCUUGUUCCCAGGCGCAACAGUUCAAGUGGCUAAAACAAUACUAUCCCUCGGUUUUCGAUCGCGUGAAACAAUGGGUCAAGAAAGGUCACUUCCAACCGAUUGGUGGUAGCUGGGUCGAGCAUGACACAAAUAUGCCUAGUGGAGAGUCCCUCGUGAGACAGUUUCUCUACGGGCAACGCUUCUUCGAGAGCAAUUUUGGAGAACGCUGCACAACCUUUUGGCUUCCGGAUACCUUCGGCUAUUCCACGCAGAUACCCCAGAUAUGCCGCCUGGCGGGGAUGAGUCGCUUCUUUACCCAGAAGCUCAGUUGGAACAACAUCAACAACUUCCCCCACACUACCUUCCAGUGGGUUGCGCUCGAUGGAAGUCAAGUUAUCUGCCACAUGACACCGGCGGAAACCUAUACUGCCAGUGCCCACUUUGGUGACGUGAAGCGCAGCGUGACUCAACACAAGUCGAUGGACAAUGAUAACACAUCGCUUCUGGUCUUUGGCAAGGGAGAUGGCGGUGGUGGGCCGACCUUCGAGCAUCUGGAGAAGUUACGUCGCUGCCGUGGUCUCAGUGACAAGGUCGGCUUGCUUCCCCGGGUGAAGAUGGGGGAGUCGGUCGACGACUUCUUUGAGAAACUCGAGAAGAAGGUGGAACAAGGCACCCGCUUCGCUACGUGGUACGGUGAGUUAUAUUUCGAGCUGCAUCGGGGCACGUACACUACGCAGGCCAACAACAAGCGCAACAACCGCAAGUCGGAGUUCUUACUGAGGGAAAUUGAAUACCUUGCUACUCUGGCUACCAUCACGCAGACUAGUGGUGAGUAUAAGUACCCUAAGAAGGAAAUCGACGACAUGUGGGAGGAUGUCCUCUUGUGUCAGUUCCAUGACUGCCUCCCUGGUAGCUGCAUUGAAAUGUGCUAUGAUGAUUCCGAUGAGCUCUACAAAAAGGUAUUCGAAACCGGCCAGAAGGCACGGGAGGAUGCUCUUAAGGCUCUAGGAUUCGGAGGCAAGAGUGCCAGAGGUCUCGUUGCGAUCAACACAUUGCCAUGGCAUCGCUCAGAAGUUGUCAAGGUUCCUGCUGAGCUUGCCACUGCGGGUGUCCCCAGGUACGCGAUUGUCAGUGGUGAGACUGGUCCCAUCCAGUAUCAGCCUCCUGCAGCUUCUCAGACGGCACCUGCUGUGACUGUCUCUGAGAUUGAGCCCGGUGUAUUCCGUCUGCAGAAUGAGAAACUGAGGGUAGAUGUUCACGAUGGCAUCAUAACUUCCCUGUAUGACCUCGAAGCAAAGCGUGAGAUUAUUGCCAAGGGUGGAAAGGCUGGUCAGCUUGUGAUAUUUGAUGAUAAGCCACUUUACUGGCAAGCCUGGGAUGUUGAGGUCUUCCACCUUGACUCAAGAAAAGAGUUGCAAUCCGGAAAGACUACUAUUUCCGAGAAGGAUCCGUAUCGGGUCAGCGUUGUCACUGAAACCCGGAUCAGCGAGAACAGCUGGGUCAAGACGACCCUGAGCUUGGCUGCUGCGGUGGGAGACCAGCCAUCCUACGUGGAAAUGGAGAGCGAAGUCGAAUGGCGGGAGACCAUGAGGUUCCUCAAGGUCGAGUUUCCGGUGGACAUCACGAAUACUGAGGCAUCGUACGAGACACAGUACGGGAUUAUUAGGCGUCCGACGCAUUACAAUACUAGCUGGGAUAUGGCCAAAUUCGAAGUCUGCUGCCACAAAUGGGCAGAUCUGUCGGAGAACGGCUACGGGGUUUCGGUCCUCAACGACUCCAAGUACGGGUUUGCAACCUGCGGUAACCUGAUGCGCCUUUCUCUAUUGCGCGCACCCAAGGCACCGGAUGCUCAUGCAGAUAUGGGUCGUCAUCGCAUCCGCUACGCAAUUCUCCCGCACGCAGGACCCUUGGGUCACCGUACGAUCCGGGCAGGAUACAGCUUUAACCAUCCCCUUGUCCUCGAGACGGCAUCUUCCCAGGAAGCCACAGACGUAUUCAAGUCCAUCUCACUUGAGGGAUCUCCAUCACUCGUAUUGGACACGGUGAAGCGCGGUGAAGACGACGAAGACGUGUCUCGUGACAACCUGCCACGGCGCGCAGGCCGGAGCGUCAUCCUCCGGGUUUUCGAGUCAUUGGGUGGCAAGAGCCGUGGAACCAUCAACACCAAACUCCCCAUCAAAAAGGCGUGGAAGUGUAACGUGCUCGAGGAUGAUGAAACGAGUCUGACGCUGUCUAAGGGUGAUAGCGAUACUACGAGCAUUGAUAUCGAGUUGAGGGCUUUCGAGGUUGCGACGUACAGACUGCAGCUGUAAUCGGCUUCUAUCCACUAUCGCGUGACAGCCGAAGGGAAAUCGUCUUGCGUAUCUGAUUCCAAAAUGAAAACAUCCUUUUGAGGUGUAUAAUCUAGCAUGUCAGUGCCAAUGCAAUCUAGUAGUAC
This is a messenger RNA of Aspergillus ibericus CBS 121593, 3539 nucleotides long. RefSeq names its product alpha-mannosidase (gene ams1). Gene Ontology annotation, biological process: mannose metabolic process; oligosaccharide catabolic process. The coding region runs from base 145 to 3414 and encodes 1089 amino acids. Gene Ontology annotation, molecular function: alpha-mannosidase activity; carbohydrate binding. The record is from RefSeq and is a predicted model, not a curated record. The transcript has 4 exons. Lineage: Eukaryota; Fungi; Ascomycota; Eurotiomycetes; Eurotiales; Aspergillaceae. Gene Ontology annotation, cellular component: fungal-type vacuole membrane.